Psilocybe cubensis is the source of this 2835-nucleotide messenger RNA. RefSeq lists its product as uncharacterized. The coding region runs from base 1 to 2835 and encodes 944 amino acids. Gene Ontology annotation, biological process: ERAD pathway. Gene Ontology annotation, molecular function: protein binding. Lineage: Eukaryota; Fungi; Basidiomycota; Agaricomycetes; Agaricales; Agrocybaceae. The transcript has 11 exons. Gene Ontology annotation, cellular component: endoplasmic reticulum membrane. The record is from RefSeq and is a predicted model, not a curated record.
AUGGAAUCCAAAAACAAGCUCUGCGCCAGGAAGGCCACCUGGCUAGCUUUCGGCCUCAUUGCACUUGCUGCGAGUAUCUCCUCGGCGCAGGACACCGCACAACCAAAUUCCAUCUUAGAGGCAAUUCAUACAGUGCAAGAUAUCACAACCACCGCUGAGCAGUCGACCCCGUCAGAAGCUGCUCGCGCUUAUAAACAAGCACUCUCAACGUUGACUUCACUAAAAGCACACCCAUCACAACAUACGUUCGACCCCGCUCUUGCCAGUGGAAAUGGAAAUUCAAAAUCCAUAUUUUCAUCCUUCCUUCCGAACUUGCAAGGUCAAGGGCCAAUUGGUAGUCUCGUUCGAAUUCUGAUGAAACUCCAUAACUCUGUGAACCGCGUCACAAAUGUUCUAAGUCCAGAAGGACUAGGCUUGGGGUCGAAGAAGAAAGAUGAGGAAAGGAGGCGGAAGGCCAUCAAAGUCAUCGAUUUACUAGAGCUUUCCGCAGAACUGGGCAACACAGAUGCGCUGUUUACUCUCGGACAAGUGUCCUUGUUUCCUCCGACACAACACUUCAUCAUGAAUCCACAACUAGCAUACCGUGCAUUCUCAUCACAUGCGGCUCAAACUGGAAACGCAACAUCGCAGUCCUAUAUUUCUUUUUUCCAUGCCACAGGGUUCAAGGAUGUCGUUCCAGUGGAUCAAGGGAAAGCUCAACUAUAUACCACUUUUGCAGCUAACGGUGGAGACAAAGGCGCGCAAAUGACCCUUGGGUACCGUUAUUGGUCAGGAAUCGGUACUUCUGAGAGUUGUGACAGUGCACUGUCAUGGUACGGAAGCGCUGCUGAACAAGCCAUGGCGAAGUUCAUGUCUGGUCCUCCAGGUGGCCGUACUUUGCCCCAAACUGCGACACGACUUUCGGACCUUAAUGGGGGUAUAUUUGGGCCUGGCGCAAGUGUUGCAUCCACAGGAAUCAACGCUCAGCGUCCAGCCGUUAAAGCUGGUGUAGCCCGUGCCUCCGGAGAAACCUGGGAAGAUGUGCUAGAAUAUUACCUCUUCAACGCUGAGCGUGGCGAGAUAGACUUUGCAUAUCGCCUUGGAAAAAUAUUUUACCAAGGUAGUAUAUAUGCCACACCUGGCGGAAUUGCAUCAGGAAGUGAAGGAGUGGGAGCCAUUCCCCGAAAUUACAGGCUGGCACGUAGAUAUUUCCUUCUCAUAGCUCGACAGCUCUGGCCACACGACCCACCGAGCACAACACAAAUCAAAGACGAUAAACGACCCGUCAAUCACGCCACGCUCGCCGCAGGUUAUCUUGGCCGGAUGUAUCUUCGUGGGGAGGGCGUUGCAGUUGAUUACUCUAUGGCAAAAGCCUGGUUCGAGCGAGGGGCAGAACACGGCGACAGAGAAUGUCAUAACGGACUGGGAAUCAUCUAUAGAGAUGGCCUGGGCGUCAAACCGGAUACCAAAAAAUCUGUCGCUCAUUUCAAUAUCGCCGCUGGGCAAGAACUCGCAGAAGCCCAAGUCAACAUAGGGAAAUACCAUUACAAUCGUGGUGAAUUAACACUGGCCACGACCUAUUUCGAAACUGCCAUACGUUAUGGCUCGCCAUUCGAAGCUUAUUAUUAUCUUGGAGAGAUUCAUUCUGCACAAGCAUCAAAUACUGCACUGCCUUCUCACCUGUCUUCCAGCUCUUGCGCCAUGGCAGUUUCAUUCUAUAAACUUGUGGCCGAGCGCGGUGUCUGGGAAGACGAUCUACUACGGGACGCUGAGAUAGCGUGGAUGUCUGGCACCGACCAGGGCAAGGAACUUGCCAUGUUAAAAUGGCAGAUCGCUGCGGAGCGCGGUUAUGAAAUUGCACAGAAUAAUUUAGCCUAUGUUCUUGAUCAAGAUAAAAGUAUUCUGCGAAUGACAAGAUUCGCACCCACAACAUUCUCCAAAGACGCCGCACGCCUUGCACUUACAAAUUGGAUUCGCGCAGCAGGGCAACGCAACAUUGAUGCACUAGUCAAAGUGGCGGACUAUUAUUACCAUGGACUCGGUGUCCCAGAAGACGAGUCGGACCAAUCUCGCCUGGAGAAAGCCGCCAAGUAUUAUCAGUCGGCAUCGGACACCCAACUAAGCGCAUUAGCGAUGUGGAAUCUAGGAUGGAUGUACGAAAAUGGCGUUGGAGUACCGCAGGACUUUCAUCUGGCAAAACGACAUUAUGACCUCGCCUUGGAGACCAAUAGCGAGGCGUAUUUGCCAGUGAUUCUAUCCCUUGGAAAGCUUUACGUUCGGAGCAUAUGGCACACUCUUAUGGGAGGGCAAGGUGGUCUGAGUCUGUGGGGAUCUGACGAAGAAAUAACGAAACCAGCACAAGGAAAGCAAAUCGAAGACGGCACAUUGGCGCCAGGUGGAGAGGAGGCGGUGGAUGAUGAAUAUCAGGAAGAGGAAGAUGGACCAUGGUAUUUUGGGAAGGCAAAAGAAGAAUUCCAGCGACGAAGUGGCCAGAUUACCGAUUCAAGAAGACCCAGAAGAGAAGAGGAAGAUCCCAUCCAGUGGGCACGAGAACGGCGUGACGCCGAUCGCGAACGCGAUAGUGAACUGGGGCCGGAGGACUAUUUCGAUGGGAUGCGUGCGGGGAAUCGCGAUGAUGCUGAGCUGGACGAGUUUGGGGAAACGAUGGUGUUGGUUAUCUUGUGUCUAGUGAUCUCUAUUCUUCUCUACAUACGGACACGGAUAGUAGAGAGGAUGCGGAGAGACCAGCGCGAACAGCAAGCAGGAGACCAGCAGGGUCCUGCCAAUGGUCCCGACGGCGGGCUCUUCCCUCCUCCAGGAGAUCCUGCACGGAACGACUGGGCAAUUCUGCGCUGA